This is a messenger RNA of Tetrahymena thermophila SB210, 2871 nucleotides long. RefSeq lists its product as hypothetical. The record is from RefSeq and is a predicted model, not a curated record. Lineage: Eukaryota; Ciliophora; Oligohymenophorea; Hymenostomatida; Tetrahymenidae. The transcript has 15 exons.
AUGAUUAGUACUCCUAAAUCUUAAGGUCAAAGUAGCUUUUUUGACUCUAAAUAGUAACAUAGCAACCUUAUUGUUAUGAAUCACAUGAUUUAAAGAGAACAUGGUUGGAAUGAUAGAAUAGUUGCUAAAGAAAUGACUCCUCAAUAUAGGAAACUAAAGGAAAGGCAUUUAGAAAAGAUCAACUAAGAUGGUUACUAUCCAAGAAGUUUUUCUAAUAAUUAGAUAAAUUAUCAUUCUCAGAAUUAAUUUCCACCUAAACCUUAAAGCUCAUUUUAAGUAGCUCCUUUAAGUGCAAUGAGUAAUACUUAUAGUCUACUUUCACCUAGAAAUCAGUAACUUUAAGCAUUAGAAAUUAAGAGAUAGGUUUUGAGAAAAUAUUAGCCUUAAGUUAAUUUACCUCAACACAUACACAUGACACAGUAUAGUCUUAAAAUGUAUUUAGAAGAAUUAUUUUAAUAGCUAAAGGAUGAAUGGAGCUUAUUCAAUAUACCAAUGCAUCAUAAAGAAAUUUAUGCUGAAUUAUUGAGGCAUAUUCCAAAAGAUUAAGCAGUAGGGUUUAUUCAAAAAGAAAUACAAAAAGUUAAGAAUAACUAAAGCAAUAUACAAUAAUGUAUGAUGUAUAUUGAUUAAAGAGAACAAAGUAUUUAAGAAUUAGAAGAUUGUGUCAACGAAUAUGAAUAAGUUUAAGAAACAAAACAUAGAAUCGAUAUAGUUGAAAAGAUUUCAAAGUUAUUGGUGCAUAUAAGAUAAAUUACUUUAUACGUAGUAGAGAGUAUCUGUAAGUGGAAAGAUAGUCUCUAAUUAUAUCUUUCAAGCUUUGUUGAUGAUAAAAAAUAAUCAUUUAUCAUAGCUUACAUUCAUAAUAAUGAUAAUUACCUCCUAAAAAUAUAAACAGAUUUAAUAGAAUACAGUGAUAGAAGCAUAAGCGAAUAUUUUAAUUUUUCAACUGGUAUAGAUCCUUUUCUCAUGAAUCUUACCAUCAGUGAUAACAAUAAGCCUUACCAAAUUACCCAUUUCAUUCCAAAGCUUGCAAAAAAGAGAUUAGAGCAUUUGUAGGAUAGACUCUAAAAAGAAUUGUAAUUUAGUGAAGAAAAUGAGAAACAAUAGCAACUUCUUCUUUUCAAUCCAAAUGCUACGUAGUAUUUGUCACAUAACAGUAACAGCGUAAGCAGUAGCAGCUUGAUGAAGUUAAAGAGUUUAAAGUUUAAAAGACAAACAUUAAAAACUUAAAGUUCGGCUUCUAACUCAAAUUAAUAAAUGGGAAAUGAAAAAACACCGUUAUCAAGAUUUAAUUUAAGACAAAGAUCUCUUUAGCCUUCAUUUAGUUAAAAAAAGAGGUUUGAUACUGGUAAUAGUCCAAGUGGAUCAGCCUUUAACUCUCCCUAGAAUUCAAAAAUAAAAAAUUUACCUUCUAAAUUUAACAAAACUAAAUAGCUUGAGGAAAUUUCAAUACAACCAUGUAUGCUUUCAGAAGAAUAGCUGCAUUUGUUCAUUAAAAAUUACUUCGAAGAAUUUAAAGCAAGUACUGAUGAAGAAAAUCCUUUUUUAAAAAGCUUUCCUUUUGACCAAAUUGAAGUGAUUACUGAAAUAAAAAUAUAGCAAGAGACAAAUGUAUUUUUUAUCUAUUUUAGGGACUACACCAAAAAAGGUUUGCUAAUAACUCAUAUUGAUAAAUACAAUUUUGAUGAAAGAAAACUCAUCAUAUCACAUUUCUCAAUAUAAAAUUUAAGCUUAGAAUAAGAUGCUUUCUUAUUUGAUAAAACACUUGAUCAGGUAAAGAAGUUUUUAUUCCAAAAUGAUCCAUGCUCUGAAAUAUUAAUUGCUCUAGUUACAUUCGAAAGGGAUGAUUUUAUGUUUGGAGUUAAUGAGAGAAUGGAGUCUGCUAUAAAAUAAAAUUAGUUUACUCAAGUUGAAUACCAAGACGAUUACGAUUCCCAAUUAUAUUAUUGCAAAAGACCAUAGAACUAACCUAAAAAGUAGUAGCUUCAGUAGAUCGAGCCUGUGUUCUAUGAGUUGUAGUCUUGUAUAACACUUAAAGGUGAAUAAGCUUCAGCUACUCCUCAGUCUUAAGAAAAUAACUUUAUUAAUAAUGGUUCUGUGAAUAUAGCACUUUUAUUUGAUAUCCAGAAAGGUGAACUGAAAUAAGAGAUUUAAAGUAUAGAGUGUGACUGGUAAAAAGUUUAAGAAUUUGAAAAUUUAAGUAAGGAAUAUGAAUUGAUAAAGGACAUUAAGCAUUCUGAGUACUCAACAGCAAGUGAUCUUAACGAUUACUUAAGUAGAUUAAAUAGUAUUUUUGACUAUUCUGAUAAGAUUAAGGAAAAGAAAUAAAUAUAUUACUCAAAUACAGAACAGUAUUUUAGAUGGAAUUCUUCAUAAUAAAUUUAGAUAGAUGAAUUGCCUUAUGUCAGAAUAAACUUUAUGCUAGGCUAUUCCAGUAUAUAUUAAACUAAUUCUGAGUUUAUGUACCAUCCUAUUUACUUGAUAGAAACUCAUCACACCAAUACUUUCUUCUUUAUUGUCUAAAUGGAAAAUGACUAGCAACAAAAAGACUUUGAUGGCUUAUGCAAAGAUCUAGGAGAGAGGAAAAUAGUUGUAUAAGAAUUGAAUCCAAUAGAAGAUGGAAAAAAUAUUAUAUUCCCACAAUUCUCUAUCAAAUAAAAAAGAGAAAAAAGCAUAGCUGACAAUCUUGUUAUGUAUCAGCAACUUAUAUUUUCAAAUGACUUCGAACCAUCUAUGAAAUCAAUCAAAUACAAGCCGUAUGAUUCUUAAAAAGAUAUUCUAAUAAUAAGGCCAUUUGCAUUUGGUAUGCUAAAUAUAGAUAUAUUAUAAGAAUUAAACUCAGUAUUGUUUGCUGCAGUUUAUAAAAAAUGA